CGCAACGGCAGGCAGAGUCUGUCGGUCUCUCAUGAAACGAACUGCGUCGACGAGUGUCUGUUACGCAUCGCGAGUAGAAAAAGAAAGGGAAACUCCACGCAAGUCACCAGGAGAUCUGUCACUCUUUGGGCAGGGUCUCGAAUGUAUCGUACCAGCAGCGCUCGUCUCGGAAUACCACCUCGAACAGUGUCUCUGCCUCGGGGUCAUCCGAUGGACCGCUGCAGACGGUGGAUGCAAGGCAAAAGAGGCAGAUGAGACAUGUGCGCGUUUCUUGGGAUGACUAACAGAUAAGUGAUGCAGCUCACCUGAAGACGUGAUCGAGUAUACUCUUCAGAUCGAUGGCCUUUGAGCCGGCCAUCAUGCCAACGGUAAAAAUGCUGGAAGAGGGGAGAGAGGGAAGGAUUCUCACGCAGGACACACGACACAGCUGCACUGUUACCUGGGGACUAGCGUCAGGAACAAUGCAUUGUAGCCUGUACGAGAACACACGAAGACACAGGAGGAGACAUAGCCGAAAGUCAUGCAGAACGAUUAGACUAUGGAGUACCAAGUUCGAGGCCCAUUCGGCUGAACUCGACGGCCCAUUCCAGCGCGACAAAAUGGCGGGCGUCUUCCUCGCUGAAGCCAUGACGCUGCUCAAGAAAGUGGACGACACUGCACAGAUCAGAAAAGAGCACAUGAAUGAGAGCCGACGCAUGAUUAACACUUUUGCCUUCAACGCACCCGUCAGUGCGGAGGGAGAACUCGGAGAAAGCAGCUCGCUUCUUGAAGAUGGAAGUAGCACUACUGACCACAGUGCCGAUGCCCGAAGGCAAAGGAUUCUGGAACAGAUAUCCGAGAGUCGUCAAGACCGAGCGUGAGGAGUUGGCGACUUUGAGGAUGCCAUCCUCAAUGCACGCCGUCCUGUCGGUAGCACAACGAUAUCCUGACGAGACAACACACAAUGCAGGUGACCGAGAGGGCACAAGGAUGCAGUAACGCCAAAGUGAGGACCGAGGGUGCACUCUAAAGGAAACUCUGGAGAGAAUACGACAGCAUGCCGUCAUUACAACAAAGCAGUGCAGCUCUGACUGUUACCGGGUGGGCACGAGUCCAUUUCCUGGCUCUUAACGCAGACGUCUCUUUGCUCCUUCUCCAUCUCUUUCCUCAGCCUUUCCACAGCAGCCGACAGAUUCUCGAUGAACAUUUUGGUGGCCUCUGACGGAUGGUGCGGCAGCUUCUCUGCCACAGACUCUACCUGCACAGACAGGACAGGUCGAUGACAGUAUUCACCCAAAUGGCAGCUGUGUUGCCUGGCUGGCCGAUCAUACGCACCCAGUCCGGCUUCCACUUGCACACGGCGAGCAGCCCUGCACACAUCCACCCCAGUCGGAGAGACAGACAGCAGACACGCAUCAUUUGCAGAGGAAGCCACCCACACCAUCAUGUACGCAAAUCGGCUGACCGGGACGGAUGGCGUCAGAGAAGCCAGGAAUGGUGAUAUUGAGGCCCUGGGCAUAGUGGUGGAGGGACGAGGCAGCGCCGCUAUGCAAUGCAGCACAGAUGUCGAUGGAUGCAUGUGCAUGUGAGCUUCGCAAGCUGAAUCGUAAGGCCAGAUGAGGUGGAAGGGACACGAGGACAACGGAAAGAAGAAAGCAGAGCUUCAUUAUGAUAGUCGAUCGGCGGCGCGUCUCUGCCCCCCACAGCCACCCCCAGUCUCCCCUCUUCAAGGUGGGCACAGUGAGGUAGCCGUUCUUCUUUGGAGCCUCUAGCGAGCGGCAUUUCGUGACGCUUCCCAU
This is a messenger RNA of Vitrella brassicaformis, 1778 nucleotides long. The record is from the annotation of a GenBank genome assembly. NCBI's taxonomy places the organism in Eukaryota, Vitrellaceae.